AUGCCUGUUAAUACUGAUGAUAAGGAUGCACAACGUGCUAUUGAUUAUAUGAGUGGAGCAAGAUAUAAAGGUGAUUAUAAAAAUGGUAAACGAGAUGGAUCUGGUAAACUUAUUUUAAAUAAUGGAUCUUUUUAUGAAGGACAAUUUGUCGAUAAUGAAAAACAUGGUUUUGGUACAUAUAAAUGGUCAAAUGGUUCUAUUUAUGAAGGACAAUUUGAAUAUGAUCAACCACAUGGAAAAGGAAAAUUAACAUCACAUAAUGGAGAUUCUUAUGAUGGAAAUUGGGCUAAUGGUAAACGUCAUGGACGAGGUAAAACAAUAUGGGAAAAUGGAAAUAGUUAUGAAGGUUCUUACAAUCAAAAUGAAAAACAUGGUCAUGGCACACAUAUAUGGCAAGAUAAAGGAUCAAUAUAUACAGGCGAUUGGCAACAUAAUGUCCCUCAUGGUCAAGGACGAUAUCAAUAUAGCAACGGUGAUGUAUAUGAAGGUGAAUUUAAUCAAGGAAAAAGACAUGGAUAUGGGAAACUAACAUAUGCUUGUGGAGAUAUUUAUGAUGGUGAAUAUGUUGAUGAUUUAAAACAUGGUAAUGGAAAAUUUUUAUGGGCUAAUGGUGAUUCAUAUCAUGGACAAUUUGUUAAUGGAACUCCCGAAGGUACUGGAGAAUAUAUAUGGGCAUUAAAAGGUUCAACUGUUACAUCAACAUCUCCUGUUGAAAGAAAAUCAGUGAAAUCUGAAAAGAGAAAUUCAAGAAAGAGUACUUCACGACACACAAAUGAAAAACGACUUACACAAUCUGAAUCAUUACACGGACAUACUCAGAGUAAUAGUGGUAAUUCAGAAGCAUUUUAA
Messenger RNA from Rotaria sordida, 849 nucleotides. The record is from the annotation of a GenBank genome assembly. NCBI's taxonomy places the organism in Eukaryota, Metazoa, Rotifera, Eurotatoria, Philodinida, Philodinidae.